This is a messenger RNA of Perca flavescens (yellow perch), 6287 nucleotides long. It is a transcript of the gene phf3, whose product is annotated as PHD finger protein 3. Lineage: Eukaryota; Metazoa; Chordata; Actinopteri; Perciformes; Percidae. The record is from RefSeq and is a predicted model, not a curated record. Gene Ontology annotation, biological process: DNA-templated transcription. The transcript has 16 exons. Bases 241 to 5295 code for a protein of 1684 amino acids. Gene Ontology annotation, cellular component: nucleus.
ACGUUACUCUUGUUUACAGAUACAAAUUGAAAAAGCACGCUGUAGACGUGUGUUAUGUCUGUACUAUCAGCUGCUAUGCUACCUGUAAACAGAAGCCACGUGACAAUCUGUCGGGCUUUGCAGCAUCGGGACGAAUGACGGCUGAGUUAGAGGAAGUUACUGGGAGCAGCUGUGCUAGCAUGUAACCUUACACGAGUUGGAUACAGCAUUGCAGUAAGAGAUAGGAAGGCAGCAGCAUUCAUGGAUAUUGUGGACACCUUUAACCAUUUAAUACCCAGUGACCAGUUGGAUGAGUCCCUGGUAACUGGUCAGAAUUUGGAAUGUGAAGCCAGUAAUGAGUUUGGGCCAGGACUCCGACUGGAAGAUUCACUGAAAAACAUGCUCAGUGACAAAGACCCCAUGUUUGGAUGUGCAAGCUCUCAGUUUAAUCUGCUGGACAAUGAGGACUCCACUUUUCAAAUUGCUGGCUCAACAGGUCUCAGUGAUGGUUUAGCAUCCACAGGCCUCAGCAGUGAAGUGACAGUUGCAGAGACCCAAGUCAAGCGACCUUUUGGCAGGCAGAAAAAACGUCCACGUAAUUUUUUAGAAUACGAGUAUAGCAGUGGUCCACAACCUAACAAAUCCCCCAGCACCAUGCCCCGAGGACGACCUGGAAGGAAACCAGCAAACAGGCUACAGAAGUCCUUUCUUAUUGAGAAAGGAGUUAAAGGCACCCAGCUGAAGAAAGAAUUAAUUCUGGGAGGGCGUAUUAAUGUUAAUGAUCUUGAUGGUGGAUUAUGGCUGAAUCCUUCUGUUGUAUUGAGACGAUUAACAGUCACAAUUGCGGGAUUCAGGAUUGAACUGCUUCCAGGGCCCUCUUACACACAAAAUGUUGAAGGGAGCCAGUCUGCGUGUCUUGAAGGUGGUUUUUCAUAUGCUGGGGACAUUGGGUUUGCCGUGUUGCCAGAUGAUUCUGUCAGUGUACAGAAUCCCACCCCUGAGAAUGUGGCAGAGGUGAAUGUAAUUGCAAAGAGCUCGGCUGAUGAUGCAGCCCUCGGACUGGGCCCGUAUGUAAAUCCUAACGACGUGCAGACCUCCAACGGGACAUUAAUGGGGAGUGCCUGCACGCAAGAGACAAAACUUGACAAUCAAAGUGUUCCUGAAAAGCAAAAGCCAGUCAGUAAAGGAAAAGAUGACAUCAAAGAGCCACAAAACCAUGACAAGAACAGAACUACUGUUAGUAAUAAGACAGAUGAUGAGGAAAAACAACAGAUCGUGGCCAAAACACUGCUCAAGUCGAAGCAAGGAAUGACUUCUAACAAGAAUAAGGACUUGGUUUCAGAUAAACCAAACAACAUGAUAAAGGGAAAUAAAGUAUCCCAAAACAUGCCAUCCAAAAUCCAAAGAGCAGACCUGCACAAAAUUAAAUCUCUAAAAGAAAAGAAAGACAUUUCACCUUUGAAAAGGCCUGCAGAAAACACCCUAAGUGAGCCUGCUACUAAAAUGCAAAAGACACUGGGCACAGGAGAGAGUAAGGUGAAGCCAAAAUUGACAAGUACACCUAGCUCUGUAGUGAAGAAGAGCCCAUCAUCUGGCAACCGUGUUGAUCAGCAGGGACCAACUAAACAUACUCAUCCUCCCACUAUCCCCAAAGUUGAGACCACUAACCCGACGCCUGGUCGUCCAGGCCAUUCUUUAAAAACACCUGACGAAGGAGGUCAGGAAAAGUCCAAACUGAAAAAACCAGAGAAGAUCCUCCAAAGACAGAAAAGUAAAACUGCAAGAAGCAUCUCCGUGGAGGAGCCACAGCUGUUUAUUCCAGACAAUGCUCCUGUUGUGAAGAAGGAAGCUGCGGAGGAGCAACCCUUUAACAGCGAGACGGUAUGGGAUGGAAACAACUGUUGUGGCCUGUGCAAAAAACACCACAAUAACAUGUUCAUGGUAGGCUGCGGCCGCUGCGACGACUGGUUCCAUGGCGACUGCGUUGGUCUCGACCUGACGAAAGUACGUGAAAUGGAGGAGGAGGACCAGAUGUACGUGUGCUUGAAGUGCUGCGAGGACGAAAGCAAAAAGGUGGAGCCCGAGGCCCCGAGUGCAGCCAAACCAGAAGUUCAAGCGAAGGCGGAGGUACAGGAUCAUAAGCUGUCUCCCAAGCCCCAACCAGGACCCUCCCAGACACUCACAUCAGGGGGCGUCCGACCAGUAAGAAAGGAUCCUGAUAGAAGGCAGUCCACAGAUGUCAGAGAAUCAGCUUACAAAACAGGUUUUUAUCUGAAACAAGAGACAAAAAGUAAGACUCCAUCUUCAGCUUCAAAGAAGCCUGUGUCUGUGGAGGCAAUCAGGCGAAGUGUGCGUGAUUCUCUGAAAGAAAUCCUUAUACAGAGGUUGAAGGAGUCUGAUUUGGACGUCUCAGUGGAGAGGGCCUCUGAAGUUGCCAAGAAGACGGAGAGAGAGCUUUUUCACUUGUAUAAAGACACUGACAACAAAUACAAGAACAAGUACAGAAGCUUAAUGUUUAACCUCAAAGAUACUAAAAAUAAUGUCCUCUUUAAGAGGGUUCUCAGAGGGGAAAUCUCUCCUGGUAAUCUAAUUCGAAUGAGCCCCGAGGAACUGGCAUCGAAAGAAUUGGCUGCUUGGCGACAAAGGGAGAACCGACAUACAAUUGAGAUGAUUGAAAAAGAGCAAAGAGAGGCCGAGAGACGGCCGAUCACUAAGAUCACACACAAAGGUGAAAUUGAAAUUGAGAGCCAAGAACCAGUGAAGGCACCUGAGCCUGCUGAGCUUCAGUCUCCUCCCAAGGCGACAGAAGUCUCAGCAGAACCUCCAAAACCCCCUGAGAAAAAAGCAGAGAGUACCAACAAGGACAAAGACACAACCAACCAACACAAGUCUCACUUAUUUGACCUACACUGCAAAAUCUGCACAGGUCGUAUGGCGCCCCCUGUGGAGGAGGCACCAACCAAGGUGGUCAAAGUUGCUACUACAGUGGUCCGGAGGCAGUCCGCCAAAGCAGAAGAGACAAAGAGCACAAAACCUGCGAUCGACGACGACCUGCACCUCACUGUUUUAGAGGAGAGCUUCCGAAACGCUCAAGGCUAUGAAGGAAGGUCGGAUCAUAUAGCUGGAAGAGAUGAAGAGGCCGCUUUCCUUUCCAACCUGACGGUCCUGUGGCGAGGAUACAUUCAUAUGCACGCUGUGGCAAAACUCGUGACAAAAGCUUUCCCUGUCUCAGGCUUAUUUGACAACUUGACUGAGGAUCUUCCAGACAACAUUCAAGUUGGCGGAAGGAUAAGUCCACAGAUAGUGUGGGACUACUUGGAGAAGAUUCGGGCAACUGGAACAAAAGAGGUGGGCCUGAUUCGCUUCUCCCCUGAGACGGAGGAAGAUGAGAUCUCUUAUACUCUUCUGUAUGCCUACUUCAGCAGUCGUAGGCGUUUUGGGGUGGUGUCCAAUAACCUGAAACAAGUGAAGGACAUGUAUCUCAUUCCUUUGGGUGCCACUGAAAAAGUUCCACAUCAGCUUGUUCCCUUUGAUGGGCCAGGUUUAGAAAACAACCGUGCCAACCUUCUCCUUGGGCUCCUCAUUCGCCAGAGACCAAAAAGGGAUUUUCUUUCUGUUGACAUGAACGAAACUGCCAGGAUUAUUCCUGAAAUCAAGCCCAUCACCGUUUCCGCAAAAGAAACCAGAGCAACAGAGGAAGAUGAAAAAUUGUUCCUCUCUUCCUUGACUACUGCACAUAAAAAAGAGGACAAACCAGUUAACACUACUGAUGAUGUUGAUGAGCCAAUUACAGAGUCUGUGGAAGAACCAUCUGCAUCAGAGGAGACCAACAAUCAGGAACCAGGAAAACCACUACGCUUUCUUCCAGGUGUGUUAGUAGGCUGGGGUGGGGAAUUACCACCUCUGCCAGAUGUUGGAGGUAAACCUGCAACAAUAGCAGAUGACACCCAGAAGACCCAACCAGCUCCAAAAAUGGAGGCAUCAACUGGAAACUCAAAAAGUCCAACAGCUGCUGCAUCACGAGAUCGCUUUGUCAUAAAGAAGAAGGAAGCUAAACCCGUUAAAGCUGAACCGGAGCUAUCCAGCCCGACUGAUACAUCUGCUGCUAACAACUCAUCAGGAAAGGAGGCUGCAGUGGUGACCCAUGGGGCACCAGUCUCUCUGAAAGAUAAGCCUCCAGAUGUAUCGACUGAAGUUUUCCUGGCAAGCUUGUCAGCAGCUCCAGUUGGGACUGUAACUAGCAGCGCUGCCUGUGCAGACAAAGGCAACGCUGGCCUUUUGUCUGAAACUGAAAAAGCACCGACUGAAGGGAAUUGUUUGUUGCAGUCAGAAUCCCAGGCUGCUCCAGCUCAUGCUAAUAGCUCAAAGCCUCCUUUAAGUGGAAUACUGAAAAAAUCGUCAGCAUAUUACACUGUGAAUGAAGAUAAAACAACGGUGCUACAAAAGGAUAAAGCCAGCCACCCAGCUCCUUCGAGUCCCAAACCAGUUCCUGUGUUGAGCAGCACUAGAAAUCAUUCAGUUACACUAUUUCACCAAGGAUAUUUACAGGUUUCUCAGGCCAGAAACAAACCGCAGGAAGAAAGGCAAACAACUAUUCCAUCAUUCGCUAGUGAAAAGGAAGAUCCUGGCAUGUCCCAGGCUAAUGCUACAGUAACUCAGACAGUAUAUCCUCCUGCAGUCCAAGGACCACAGAUCGAGUGUUACACAGACACCUCUGAGCUCCAACACGACUCCGUAAUGGCACCAGCUCUCCCAGAAAACAACAGUACUGCACCUAUCCCAUCGCAGCAGCAACCGCCUCAGGUGCCUGGCAGCUACGACUACCCAACUGGCCCUCCUCCUAACACUUUCUCCAGCCCACACACCGAGGAUCAAAACCACAGUGCACCAUGGGCUCAGGGUAGCACUUCACACGCUCUUUCUGGACUUCAAUCACAGUACGCUGAGAGCUACCCUGAACCAGCUGGCCGACCUUCAUCCCUGGCCAAAGACUACAAGCGUCUAGAUGAGAGAUACUGUGACCCGUGGGAGAGGCCGCGAACAGCAGAGGACCGAGACCCCGGCAGGCAGAGCCAUCACAGGGACACUCAUCACGGGAAAAAGAGCAGACACCACGACCGGGAGCGGGAGAAAAGGCGUGAACGCAGCUAUGACAGAGAGAGGAGUAGGCACCACGGACACUCAGACGACCGCUAUGGUGAGAAAAGGAAAGAGAGGCACCACAGCGAGGAUCACAGCAGCCGUCAUAAGGACAGACACAGACAUAGACGGGACUCUGAUUAUGAGAAUGGACGGAGAAGUUCAAAAGACAGUUAACUCAUAAUUGUUUGUUUUUUUGUUUUUGUUUUUUUAAGCCCUGCUAGCAAGCGUUGGGGGCUCUAAGAAAGACUGCUAGCUUGUUGGUUACUUUGCUGGUUCAAACCACUUCAGGUAUAUUGGCUGAUAGUGGAGUUAUUUUAUACAGCGAUCUGCAGCUUGUAUGCCAUUUCCUUCAUACAAGUUCCAUUUUACGUUAUUGACAGUACAGCCAAAAUGAUUUGAUAAUAAUCAGUUGGAUUGUGAAGAUCUUUAUAGUCAUGUUCGCUUCGGACCAAGAAGAACUGAAUAUUGGAACAAUUUCAACAUUUUUAACCUUUUAUUGUAUGUAUUGUGUUCAUAUUGAGCUGCUGUGCUACCAAUGAUCAGUAAAUGUUUUCAGUCUUGUGGUAACAUACAAAACAAGUGUGGACCAUUUAGUGAAAAGUUUAAAUUGGCAUGAAUGUAACACAUAACAUGUUUAACUGAGAGCGGUGAUCUAAACAGCAGCUUUGCUUUCUUCCCCACAACUUAAAUUCUUUUAAAUUGCUUUAAUAUUUUAUAACUUACUUUUUUUGAAAAAGUAUGUACAUUUUGGCUUGUAAUAUACAUAGAUGAAGUGUGCCUUUGCACUGUGUUUAUGUACAGUUCUUAAUAAAGCUAAUCCUUUUUUAUUAUUGAUUAUAAAAAAACUUCUACUUCUUUCUAAAUGUAUUAAAGAUAAAACCACCUGGAUUUACAUUGCUGUAUUACAUGUUGUAGAUGUGUCUGCCUAGAAAUCAGACACAGGGACUUAAAUUUACAUUGUCACAAUUGUGUUUUAGAAAUUUGUCCAUUAGAAUAGUGACUGACCCCCAGGGAUUACAACAUAUUUGUUUGCGAUAUUUCAUCCAAUUGAGUUCAUCCAAAAGUCAGAUGAAACUCUAUCUGUACAGUGUUGAAGAAACAAGUAUUAAAAUAUAGUGUAGUGUGAACUUCCCUUUAAAAAAAAAUAAAAUAACUACUGCCAAGUG